AUGGAGGUGGCUGGGCCUGCACCCCCGUGCCAGUACUCAGGGGGCUCACAUGUGGGGCAGGAGUCCCCAGAGGAAACGGGCAUUAAUAAGGACACGUUGAAAGGCGUCGAUGGCAGCAAUGUGCUCGUCCUGCCGGGGAAGAAGAAAAAGAAGACCAAGGCCCCUCCGCUGUCCAAGAAGAAGAGGAAGCCCCUGACCAAGAAAGAGCGGAAAUUGCUGCAGAAAAUCUUAGAACAGAAGGAGAAAAAAAGCCAGCGAGCAGAGAUGCUACAGAAAUUGAGUGAGGUCCAAGUUUCAGAAGCAGAGAUGAGACUCUACUACACCACGUCCAAGCUGGGCAUCGGGGACCGCCUGUACCGUAGCAAAGAGAAGUCUGACGAGGUCUCUGCCCAGGGUCAAGAGAAGAUCAGCAGCCUCAGCGGGGCCCGGAAGCGCCGUCUCCAGGAGGCAGAAGAGGAGUCUGACUCCGCCGUGGAGUCUGAAGCCGAAGAGGCCCCGGCUGCUGAGUGGGUAGAGGCUGGUGCACGGACAGUGGCAGCGUGUUUGCAGCCAGCUCUGCCAGGGGCCGAGGGUGGGAGCCCAGGUCCGGCCUCUCCUGCCAGAACUCCUACUGCUCCAUCAGCUCCUCCGGCUGCAGUCCCCAUCCCGGCCAGGCCCCCAGCGAAGCCUGCCGUCUUCAUCCCUGUGAACCGCUCCCCUGAAGUGCAGGAAGAACGGCUAAAGCUCCCAAUUCUCUCUGAAGAACAAGUGAUCAUGGAGGCAGUGAGCGAGAACCCCAUUGUCAUCGUGUGUGGCGAGACCGGCAGCGGGAAGACCACGCAGGUGCCCCAGUUUCUCUACGAAGCAGGCUACAGCAGUGACAACAGCAUCAUUGGCGUCACAGAGCCCCGCCGAGUGGCCGCCGUGGCCAUGUCCCAGCGAGUGGCCAAGGAGAUGAAUAUGUCCCAGCGGGUCGUCUCCUACCAGAUCCGAUACGAAGGGAACGUGACCGAACAGACCAGAAUCAAAUUUAUGACGGACGGCGUGUUGCUCAAGGAGAUCCAGAAGGACUUCCUGCUGCUGAAGUACAAGGUGGUGAUCAUCGACGAAGCCCACGAGCGGAGUGUGUACACAGACAUACUCAUCGGCCUCCUGUCCCGCAUCGUGUCUCUCCGGGCGAAGAGGCUCCUGCCGCUGAAGCUGAUCAUAAUGUCGGCCACGCUGCGGGUCGAGGACUUCACCCAGAACCAGCGGCUCUUCACCCAGCCGCCCCCGGUCGUCAAGGUGGAGUCCAGGCAGUUCCCGGUGACGGUGCAUUUCAACAAGCGGACGCCGCUGGAGGACUACAGUGGCGAGUGCUUCCGGAAGGUCUGUAAGAUCCACCGGAUGCUGCCUGCAGGCGGCAUCCUGGUGUUUUUGACGGGGCAGGCCGAGGUGCAUGCGCUGUGCCGCAGGCUGAGGAGGGCCUUCCCACACGCCCGAGCCAGGCCGCCAGAAGAGGAAGAUCAGAAAGAUUCGGUGGAAGAAACGCGGAAGUUUAAGAAGUCGCGGGCACGGGCAAGGAAGGCCCAGGCGGCGAUAUUGCCCCACAUCAGCUUGGACAAUUACUCGGUGUUGCCAGCAGGCGAAGGGGACGAGGACAGGGAAGCGGAAAUGGACGACGAGGAGGCGGCCCUGGGCUCAGACCUGGACCUGGACCUGGGGGACGACGGCGCAGACGGAGGUGAGCAGCCGGAUGCCUCGCUCCCCAUGCACGUGCUGCCGCUCUAUUCUCUGCUGGCCCCAGAGAAGCAAGCAAAGGUCUUCCAGCCUCCCCCAGAGGGUGCUCGGCUGUGUGUCGUGGCCACCAAUGUGGCCGAGACGUCCCUCACCAUCCCGGGCAUCAAAUACGUGGUGGACUGUGGCAAGGUCAAGAAGCGGCACUACGACCGGGUCACUGGUGUGUCCUCCUUCCGUGUCACCUGGGUCUCCCAGGCCUCCGCCGAUCAGCGGGCGGGCCGCGCGGGCCGGACAGAGCCUGGCCACUGCUACAGGUUGUAUUCAUCUGCAGUUUUCAGUGACUUUGAUCAGUUUCCUCCUCCUGAGAUCACCCGGAGGCCCGUGGAAGACUUGAUCCUGCAGAUGAAAGCUCUCAACAUUGAAAAGGUCAUCAACUUCCCCUUUCCGACCCCUCCCUCUGUGGAGGCCCUCAUUGCUGCUGAGGAGCUGUUGAUCUCGCUAGGUGCCCUGCAGGCGCCCCAGAAAGCAGAAAGGAUGAAGCAGCUGCAGAAGUCCCGGCUGAGCUGUCCCAUCACCGCGCUGGGCAAGACCAUGGCCACGUUCCCCGUGGCGCCCCGCUACGCCAAGAUGCUGGCGCUGAGCAGACAGCACGGCUGCCUGCCCUAUGCCAUCACCAUUGUGGCUGCCAUGACAGUGCGGGAGCUGUUCGUGGAACUGGACAGACCGGCCUCCAGUGACGAGGAGCUGGCCACGCUGAAAGGCAGGCGCGCCCGGGUGGCCCAGAUGAAGAGGACCUGGGCAGGACGAGGCGCUUCCCUGAAACUCGGAGACCUCAUGGUGCUGCUGGGCGCUGUGGGAGCCUGCGAGUACGCGGGCUGCUCGCCCCAGUUCUGUGAGGCCAACGGGCUGCGGUACAAGGCCAUGGUGGAGAUUCGACGCCUGCGGGGCCAGCUGACCACCGCAGUCAAUUCAGUGUGCCCCGAGGCUGGGCUCUUUGUGGACCCCAAGAUGCAACCUCCUUCCGAGAGCCAGGUGACUUACCUGCGGCAGAUCGUGACAGCCGGCCUGGGUGACCACCUGGCCCGCAGGGUCCAGAGCGAGGAUCUGCUGGACGACAAGUGGAGGAAUGCCUACAAGACCCCUCUCCUUGAUGACCCCGUCUUCAUCCACCCCAGUUCCGUCCUUUUCAAAGAGCUCCCCGACUUUGUGGUCUACCAGGAAAUUGUGGAGACGACCAAGAUGUACAUGAAAGGUGUCUCGACUGUGGAGGUCCAGUGGAUCCCAGUCCUGCUGCCUUCUUACUGCCAGUUCGACAAGCCCCUGGAGGAGCCGCCCCCUGCCUACUGCCCCGAGAAGGGGCGGGUGUUGUGUCACCGGGCCAGCACGUUCUAUCGCGUCGGCUGGCCACUCCCCGCAGUUCUGGUAGAUUUCCCGGAGGGCCUGGACUGCUACAAGCACUUUGCCCGCUUUCUGCUGGAAGGGCAGGUCUUCCCCAAGCUGGCCUUGUACCAGGGCUGUUUGCUGUCCAGCCCCAGCACGAUGCUGAAGACUUGGGCCAGGCUGCAGCCCAGGACCGAGAGUCUCCUGAGAGCCCUUGUGGCUGAGAAGGCUGACUGCCGAGAUGCCUUGCUGGCUGCUUGGAGGAAAAGCCCCAAAUACCUGCUGGCUGAGUACUGCGAGUGGCUCCCCAAGGCCAUGCACACCGAUGUGGAGAAAGCCUGGCCCCCCACCUCGGACCUCUGACAGAUGCCUGGCUGCGGGCCGGGAACUGUUCUGGCCACAGAGGAGCCUGGCAGCGGCCGGUUUCUGACAAGCCCCCCCACUCCUGGACCUCCCCCAGGAAGCACGUCAAGCCCCCGGAAACCCUCAUUCAUCUUGGCCUGGUUCUGGACACAGCUUGCUGCCUGCCGCCCUGGGCAGUCUGCCCCAGUGGUGGCUUUUUAUAACUAUGUAUUAAAUGGUGGAUAAUAGUUUAUCCCAUGUGCAGGUCCCCUUUAAAUGUGCUGGUGGACUACAUUAGUCUUAUGGAGCUGGAGGGUGAAGUGGCUGAGAGCAGGGGGGGCGACGCCAGGACCUGCUGAGCCCCCUCCUUGCAGAUGCAGUACACCCUCCCUACAGCGAGGGGGGCCCAGGCUCCUGUGGAGUGGGGCACACUGCGCGGGUGUCUCCUGCCCAUGGGCAGCUCCCUGCCACCUACUUGUCUGUAAUAAACCUUGGCGUGUGA
This is a messenger RNA of Hipposideros armiger (great roundleaf bat), 3922 nucleotides long. RefSeq names its product DEAH-box helicase 37 (gene DHX37). Gene Ontology annotation, cellular component: nucleolus; intracellular anatomical structure. The coding region runs from base 1 to 3441 and encodes 1146 amino acids. The record is from RefSeq and is a predicted model, not a curated record. The transcript has 27 exons. Gene Ontology annotation, biological process: maturation of SSU-rRNA from tricistronic rRNA transcript (SSU-rRNA, 5.8S rRNA, LSU-rRNA). Gene Ontology annotation, molecular function: helicase activity; RNA binding; ATP binding. Lineage: Eukaryota; Metazoa; Chordata; Mammalia; Chiroptera; Hipposideridae.